Molecule: messenger RNA, 555 nt
Organism: Clonostachys rhizophaga
Lineage: Eukaryota; Fungi; Ascomycota; Sordariomycetes; Hypocreales; Bionectriaceae
Source: the annotation of a GenBank genome assembly
AUGCCGCAGCAUCAACGACACCAGCCUCUCAACUGGUCUGGCAUUACCUUUGUCAACCUAUCACACCGAGAUGACAUUCGACAACGUGAUAUCCAGAACGGCAUUCACCGCCAUGUGAUGGCGGGUGUUGGCCGAUUGCGGCGGGAAAAGCCACGACAUGUCGUCAUUACUCUAGAGAUCAUGGCACCCGAAGCAAACAAAGGUGGUUUCCAGCCUCGAGAGCCUAUCGCGUCGGAAUCAGAGUAUAUAAAUCAUCCCUUCCAUAGGAUAUGGGUCCGUAUGGGCUUCUCUGACCCCACUGCCUUGUAUCUUUCCAUGGGCACUACGUUGCUGCUCUGGAAUCGCAAGAACAGCAUCCCUACACUCAAAAUUACCGACGACAUGGAACCUAAGAGAUACUACACCAAGGCCCCUAAGGAUAUAUCGGCACGCUUGAGCGACCCCUUCGACCACAAGAGUGCGGGAGUUAUAGCAACCAUUAUCGGAUGUCUCUGCCACGAUGUCAGUAGUAUCCGUUUCGCCUGCAUUUCCUUGUUCUCACCACUUGAGAUAUAG